AUGGACGCGUUAGAGAAGAUCCCGCUCGCGUACGCCUCAUGCUCUAUUGGCUGCAACGAUGAGCAUACCUUGCCCAAGAAAUUGGACGCCCUCGCCGGUGCUGGCUUCCAGGCGAUCGAACUGUCAAUGCCUGACCUGGUAUCAUUCGCCAACCUACACCUGCGAGCAGAGGAGCAAGAUGGCGGAUCUCAACCCAUUGGCGAUCACGAUUUUGACGACCUGGUUGCAGCUGCCAAAGUGCUCAAGACAAUGCUCGAUGCAAAGGGUCUGAAAGCGUUCAUGAUGCAGCCAUUUGCCAAUUUCGAAGGAUGGCCUGAAGGUUCGCCUGAGAGAAAAGAUGCCUGGGAACGCGCUGAAGGCUGGACUCGCGUCAUGGAGGCGGUGGGUUGCGAUAUGCUGCAGGUUGGUUCUUCAGAUUCCCCUGAAGAGAAGAUCGGCAAAGAUCGAGCUCGCUUUGUGGAAGAUUUACGCGACCUGGCCGACCUGCUUGCGAAGAAGAAGAUGCGAAUCGCCUACGAGAACUGGUGCUGGUCUACGCACGCUCCUGACUGGGCAGAUGUGUGGGACAUCUGCCAAAAGGUUGAUAGACCCAACUUUGGCCUUUGUUUGGACACCUUUCAGUCUGCUGGAGGUGAGUGGGGCGAUCCAACAACGAAGAGUGGUCUGGUUGAGGACGGCCGCCAGCCUGAGCAGGUGGAGCAAGACUGGAAAGCGUCUUGUGAUCAACUUGCGAAGACCGUACCGAAGGACAAAAUCUACCUGUUACAGAUCAGCGACGCAUACAAAUUGAGCGAGCCGCUCGAGAAGAAGGACCUCGAUGCAAUGCGACCACGAGGCAGAUGGAGUCAUGACUAUAGGCCGUUACCAUUCGAAGGGUAUCUGCCAGUGGUCGACUUCACCAAAGCGGUACUGCGGACUGGAUUCAGAGGAUGGUUCAGCUACGAGAUCUUCGACUCUGGACCGGAUGGAAGAGGCAAGACUUACGAACUGUUGCCAUUCGCGCAGCAUGCUAUGGCGACACAGUUGAAGCUCAUGGAUGCUGUUACCAAGUCAUAG
This is a messenger RNA of Zasmidium cellare ATCC 36951, 1056 nucleotides long. RefSeq lists its product as uncharacterized. The record is from RefSeq and is a predicted model, not a curated record. The transcript has a single exon. Lineage: Eukaryota; Fungi; Ascomycota; Dothideomycetes; Mycosphaerellales; Mycosphaerellaceae. Bases 1 to 1056 code for a protein of 351 amino acids.